This is a messenger RNA of Alternaria alternata, 839 nucleotides long. RefSeq lists its product as hypothetical. NCBI's taxonomy places the organism in Eukaryota, Fungi, Ascomycota, Dothideomycetes, Pleosporales, Pleosporaceae. The record is from RefSeq and is a predicted model, not a curated record. The coding region runs from base 184 to 645 and encodes 153 amino acids. The transcript has 2 exons.
ACGCAUUGAUGCUAACGCGUACACCUAGUGGUUGCUGAUGCCUGUAGCUGAUCAAUAGCGAGUUCACAGCUAAAGAGCCAGAACUUGGUUCGUACCGAUGAUGGCGGCGACACCACCACCCACGAUUUAGGACUUGAGCGUUUCUUGGGGCACAUCAGUCUCUCCUGGUUUCAUCGUCACUGGAUGCUCCGGGAAGUCGGACUACCAUCAGAAGCCAUCGCGAUGUGUGGCGCAAAGUCGAUUGAGUUCCAAGAAUUCGUGCGUCGCGUUGAAAGUCUGCAGCGGUCGUCUCUAGCUCCUUCGAUAACUUUCGCCUCCGAUGACAAAGUAGUGGUCGAACGCCUUCGGCCCAUGGCGAACCUGCAACUCUCUAAUCGAGGACAGUCCCUUCUCAGGUCAAUUAUGGAUCUCCUGUUUGGCUUUACCGCAGCACGUCAACAGCCAACAAAUGCGCAUCGGUGCCUCGACUACGCUUGGAGAACGCGUCUAUCAACCUUUUACUUUGCCGCAAUGUCGACGCGAACUCUACAAGAGCGACAUAUAGUGAGGAUGUUUGUGGGCAUGCGAGCUAGUGCCAGAUCCACACUGCGUCAUUUACAACGGACUUGCGUUCGUAACAACCGGAACGUGUCCAGCAUUAUAUGAGCGGGGUAACGCAUAUCUCGUAUUGAACGACUUGCUUGUUGCAAAGCCACGGCAUCGGGAUGCAGAUCUCAUUCUCCGAGGCUAAAUACAACAGGAUAUUCUCCGGAUCUACUCCGGACUAAGUGGCGUGGAGAAUCUACCCGAUAUGCAAGACAUCAAGCGACAAGUCUAGGAUCUGCACAGCGCUGAUCGAG